This is a messenger RNA of Morone saxatilis (striped sea-bass), 1910 nucleotides long. RefSeq names its product keratin 18a, tandem duplicate 1 (gene krt18a.1). Gene Ontology annotation, cellular component: keratin filament. NCBI's taxonomy places the organism in Eukaryota, Metazoa, Chordata, Actinopteri, Moronidae. Gene Ontology annotation, molecular function: structural molecule activity. The coding region runs from base 108 to 1409 and encodes 433 amino acids. Gene Ontology annotation, biological process: intermediate filament cytoskeleton organization. The transcript is spliced from 7 exons. The record is from RefSeq and is a predicted model, not a curated record.
CCCUCUCCUUCUGCCUUGUGUCUGUGAGCUCCCAUUUGUGCCUGUCCAGCCUGUGCCUCUCUCGUACUCACAGUCUCUCUCACUGAGUCUCACACUCUACAGCAACAAUGCAAACCUCUAAGCAAACUACAUACUCUGUGCGCUCCUCCACCUCUAGCAGGCCUUCUGUAGCAUCAGUGACCCGCACUCCUGUCUACAAGGCCCCCAGUAUCCAUGGUGGGGCCGGUGGAAACAGCAUCAGCAUCUCCUCCAGCUACCGCGGUGGGUUGAGAUCCAGCAUGGGAAUGGGCUCCGGAGCAGGGGGCUUCUCCAGCGGCAUCCAGGUGAGCACCAGCGGGAACAGCGGCGACAUCAUGGGCAAUGAGAAGUUUGCCAUGCAGAACCUGAACGACCGGCUGGCCAACUACCUGGAGACUGUGAGGAACCUGGAGCAGGCCAACCACAAGCUGGAGAUUAAGAUCAAGGAGGCCCUGGAGAAGAGCGGACCUGACUUCAGGGACUACAGCAAGUACCAGGCUGUCCUGGACGACCUGAGGAAGAAGGUGUUUGAUGCCACCACUGACAAUGCCCGCCUGGUUCUCAACAUCGACAACGCUCGCCUGGCGGCUGAUGACUUCAGAGUGAAAUACGAAUCUGAGCUGGCCAUCCGCCAGUCUGUGGAGGCUGACAUCAUCGGUCUGAGGAAGCUCAUCGACGACACCAACAUGAGCCGCAUGAACCUGGAAAGCGAGAUCGAAGCCCUGAAGGAGGAGCUCAUCCACCUUAAGAAGAACCAUGAAAAUGAAGUUAUGGAGCUUCGUAACCAGAUUGCCCAGUCAGGUGUCCAUGUUGAUGUCGAUGCUCCUAAAGGACAUGACCUGGCUCAGAUCAUGGCAGAAAUACGGUCCAAGUACGAGAAGAUGGCACUGAAGAACCAGGAAGAACUCAAAGCAUGGCACGAAUCUCAGAUAACAGAAGUGCAGACCCAGGUCACCCAGAACACAGAGGCCCUGAAGGGCGCCCAUACAGAGGUGAAUGACCUGCGCAGACAGUUGCAAACCCUGGAGAUCGAGCUGGAGUCACAGAAGAGCCUGAAAGCCUCUCUGGAGGGCACGCUGAGGGACACAGAGAUGCGUUACAACAUGGAGAUAGAGUCUCUCAACAACAUCCUCCUUGGUCUGGAGGCGGAGCUCACACAGCUGCGUAACAACAUCCAGAUGCAGACGCAGGAAUACGAGAGCCUGCUCAACAUGAAGAUGAAGCUGGAGGCCGAGAUCGCUCAAUACAGACGGCUGUUGGACGGAGAGGACUUCACACUCCAGGACGCUCUGGAAGACCAGAAAACAGUGAAGACCAAAGUGAUGACCGUCACACAGACCCUGGUGGACGGGAAGGUGGUUUCCUCCAGCACAGAGACCAAGAACCUUUGAAUGCCAGAAGCAACCGCCUGAUACUUCCAACAAUCACUGUCGCAGCAUCAUAACACUAACAUACAAUUGGUCAAAAUCGAUCUUUAUUUGUAAUGGGCUCUACUUUCUUCUUAGUCACACAGCACUAACCAAAAGAGUCUCAGCUGAUUAGGUUGACUUCCUGGGUAUACAGCUCUGCCACAGGCUGAUAAAAAGAAACUGGAUCAGAGGAAAACUUAAUCAUCUUUUAUUUAUUUUCAUCACAGUUUAUUUAUGUGUUUGUACGUUGACCUGUAGUUGUUUACAAAAGUUCCGAAUUGGAGAACUGUGAGCUUUUUCGGAGACAAACUAAUUGAACAUAUCAAAGUGAGUUAAAAAAAUUAAUUAAUUAAAAAGAAGAGUAAAAUUGAAUACAAAACAGUUUUUUUUUAUAUUUCAUCAUCUUUGGUUUUCUUUCUGUCCAGUUAAGUCUGCCUGGUGCACUGUGUUGUUCAUUUCAAUAAAGUCCAUCCGUGAAAUUUA